Messenger RNA from Colletotrichum aenigma, 936 nucleotides. RefSeq names its product Eukaryotic translation initiation factor 2 subunit alpha (gene tif211). Bases 1 to 936 code for a protein of 311 amino acids. The transcript has 3 exons. Gene Ontology annotation, cellular component: eukaryotic translation initiation factor 2B complex; eukaryotic translation initiation factor 2 complex; multi-eIF complex. NCBI's taxonomy places the organism in Eukaryota, Fungi, Ascomycota, Sordariomycetes, Glomerellales, Glomerellaceae. Gene Ontology annotation, molecular function: RNA binding; ribosome binding; translation initiation factor activity. The record is from RefSeq and is a predicted model, not a curated record.
AUGGCGGAACCGAACUACAGCCACUUUCGAUACUUCGAAAACAAGUAUCCCGAGAUCGACGAGUUCGUCAUGGUCAACGUAAAGCAGAUUGCCGAGAUGGGUGCCUACGUCAAGCUCCUCGAGUACGACAAUAUUGACGGCAUGAUUCUGCUUUCCGAACUCUCGAGACGUCGUAUCAGAAGUAUCCAGAAGCUCAUUCGCGUCGGCCGCAACGAGGUCGUUGUUGUCCUCCGUGUCGACAAAGAGAAGGGAUACAUUGAUCUCAGCAAGCGCCGUGUGUCGCCGGAGGAUAUCAUCAAGUGCGAGGAGCGGUACAACAAGGGCAAGAUGGUCCACUCCAUCAUGCGCCACGUUGCCGAGAAGACCCUCACCCCCAUCGAGCAGCUUUAUGAGACUAUCGCAUGGCCCCUUAACAAGAAGUACGGUCACGCGAUCGACGCCUUCAAGCUGUCCAUCACCAACACCGAGGUCUGGAACGACGCCACCUUCCCCAGCGAGCCUGUCGCCGAGGAGCUCAAGUCAUAUAUCGCGAAGCGUCUCACCCCUCAACCCACCAAGGUCCGUGCCGACGUCGAGGUCACAUGCUUCGGAUACGAGGGUAUCGACGCCGUCAAGACCGCUCUGCGUGUCGCCGAGUCCCGCAACACCGAGCAGACCCAGGUCAAGGUCAGGCUCGUGUCCCCGCCCCUGUACGUCCUCACCAGCACAUGCUUGGACAAGAACCUCGGUAUCACUCGCCUCGAGGAGGCCAUUGUCGACAUCCGGAACAGUAUCGAGGCGGCCGGCGGCUCGCUGGUCGUCAAGAUGGAGCCCAAGGCCGUCACCGAGAGCGACGACGCCGAGCUGCAGGCCCUUAUGGAGAAGAGAGAGCGUGAGAACGCCGAGGUCAGCGGUGACGAGAGUGUCUCGGAGAGCGACGACAACCCGGAGGUUUAG